Carya illinoinensis is the source of this 2282-nucleotide messenger RNA. Its product is annotated as putative clathrin assembly protein At1g33340. Gene Ontology annotation, molecular function: phosphatidylinositol-4,5-bisphosphate binding; clathrin heavy chain binding; SNARE binding. Gene Ontology annotation, biological process: clathrin-dependent endocytosis; clathrin coat assembly; vesicle budding from membrane. The transcript has a single exon. NCBI's taxonomy places the organism in Eukaryota, Viridiplantae, Streptophyta, Magnoliopsida, Fagales, Juglandaceae. The record is from RefSeq and is a predicted model, not a curated record. The coding region runs from base 771 to 1973 and encodes 400 amino acids. Gene Ontology annotation, cellular component: clathrin-coated vesicle; clathrin-coated pit.
UUUUUUUUUGGGGUGCUGUGCUAUCUGUGAUCGGAUCUGUGAAUGGACCCUUUGAAGACGUCUGUUAGAUCCCUCCAGUUAAUAAUCCCAAUCACUCUUGCAGAUCUCAAAAAUGCUCAUCGAUGAAGUGAACUAAAUCUACUUUUACCCUUUCAGAAGUUUUCAUAUGCCACCUUUUUGCAUGGCUAAUCUUCCAAAAACCAAGAACAUACUAGAGUAAUUUAUGUGAGAUCACAAUCUCCGAGUUGGUAUCCAAGUGUUUUUCUUUUUCGUGGUGGUUUUUUUUAUCCAUUUAACAAUUAACAGUAGCGAAUUUUUAGGUCUAUAAAUAAAUUUUCACUCAAAAUAAUUAACAUGCCGACGUGGUUUAACUUAAUACCUUAAAUUUAUUUUACAAUAAAAAUAAUUUAGCAUUUCUCUUAACCGUCUAUAUCAGUUUCAUUUCUACCGUCCUCGUUGACUUGUUUUCUUUGCAGGAUAUAAUAAUGAUAGAGUUGUAGCCUCUAGGGCCUCAAGACUAGGAAAAUUUAUUUUGAAACUAACAUUCUUCCACAUAAUGUCUCUCUGUUUUUAGGAGAGACGAGGCAGGCACUCUCGACAUAUUUUAAAAUGUUAAGAUUUGAUUCUUCAUCUCUUGUCCAUUUUCAGUGUCUCUCCAUCUGUCUCUUAACCCCUUUAUAUACGUGCACUCCUGGCCCAGCUGCUCUCUACACACUCAAAUUGCUCCUGUCGCGGCAUUUCUAGCUAGCGCACACAACAGAAGAAAGAAGAUGAGGGUAGACAUUCAGGGAAAGCUCCGGCUGGCUCUUGGCUCCGUAAAGGAUCAUGCAUCAGUCGGAAAGGCCAUGAUACACAAUCACCACGAUGGCUUUUCCGAUAUAGAGAUUGCAGUCCUGCGUGCCACCGGCCAUGAUAAUUGCCCCGUUGACGACCAGCACAUGCAUGAAAUCCUCUUCCUUGUCUCUAACUCUCCCGGAUCCAUCCCUUUUCUAGCUGAACGAAUUUCUCGUCGUCUUUGCAAAACGAGAGACCGCACGGUGGCCCUGAAAACACUUGUUCUGAUCCAUCGCCUCCUGCGCGGAGGCAACCGUAGCUUCGAGAAACAGCUAUGCGGCGCACAUGUAUCGGGCCAUCUCCAAAUGAGUACCCGUUGUUUUACCAAGAAUGCUGACCCUUCGUUUUGUUUCUUACACAAAUAUGCAGCAUACCUGGAAGAAAGGAUGGGCUGGCUCAUCAACCAAGCAGGCAAACUUGAACCCGUUGUGCCUAAAGGCUUGGAGUUUCGAUAUUAUGAAAAGAAGUCAAUCGGCAUGGUAUUUCGUAAAUUGCCAAAAUAUCAACUACUUCUAGAUAGGGUCCUAGAUUGUUCACCAGUGGAUGUCUUGCCUUCUGAUAACCUGGCUCAAGCAGCUAUGAGCAACACCUUGAAAGAGAGCUUUCAACUAUACUUGACACUUUGUGAAGGCGUUGCGGCUCUUGUUAACAUGUUCUUUGAUUUAACAAGGCCGGCGAGGGCUUUAGCCUGUGACAUGCUCAAGAAGGCUUCCCAUCAAAGUCAAAAGCUUCAUGAUUUGUACGAGAAUUCCAAAAGGAUUAUUGAAAACAAGAACUUGGAGUACCCUUCGGUUCAAAUUAUCACCAUGGAGCAAAUUAUGGCAUUGGAACAAAGCUUUGCCUGUUCACAAAACCUCCAACGUCCGGCUAUGAUCUCCCAUGGCUCUGUAUUCUGCAAGACUACUGGUGGUUCAGCUGCUCAUGUCUUGGGCUGUAUAUCAAAAUCAACCAAAACCCAAGUGGCAACAGCAGCGAAAGAAGGCAAAAUGAAUGAGAACAACAACAACGAUAUUAGUUCUUCUUCAAGUACUCUCUUCUCAUGCGCACUGGAGACCAAAAUAAGCAUGGUAUGGGUUGUGUUUGAUGAAGAUGAUCCCAACCAAUCACAAGGAUCACUAGGCAAGACUCUUCGAUUGUAAGGUACUUUGCGAUCUUUCUGCCCAGCGUAUGUAAUCUAGGGGCUGUGCAUAUUAAUGAGAUUAAUGAACACUUUUGACCAUGGUUUUUCUAAACCCGUUUACAAGCAUGGUGCCCGAGCUAUAUAUGAACUCCGAUCAACCAAGAAGUUAUUGUUCAUAAUACGAGUGACCUUACUGGCUUGGUGCAUUCAUGAACGCAAUUAAUUUUCCGCUGUUCUUGUACUUUUAAUCGGAGUAUACGUUCUUGCAUGGUACUUGCUUCUCGAUUCAAAGGGGGAAUUUGAGGGUGCAUGUUUGAGCAAUGAAUAU